UAAAUCAGUCUUAACCCCGUAACAUGAACGCGUCAGUAGUCGAGGUGCAGUCUGACUAUUCCUGCAAUUCGUUCGAAAAUACCUAAUCUACUCCCAUAUUCGAAAAUGGGAAAACGAUUGCGGUUCAACCGCUUCAUCACUAAAUGGAUAAAGAGUGACCUUCCCCAAGACUGCUCUUCGGUACUGCUCCUCGGAGUCACCAGGAUACCCACUUCGCCAGUGCCGGCUCGUCGACCCUGUCCCAUCUCCCCAAAUCCUCCCCUCGACGCAAACUCGCCGAUUCUGCGCCGUUCCAGCGUCUCAAAACGACGCUCACUGGUGCGCAAAAAAUCUUCGAUAAAAAAGCGGGACCAAGAGGUUCCCCUGAGGCAGCCCUUGACCGCCAGGGUCGUAGAUAACGACACGCCAUGCGCUGCUGCGGUUUCGACGACCCCCACCCCUGGUAGCACUGCUGCCAACCCCCCAGAUGACAGAGCACCUGCCAUGAUGGAAAAAUCGGUGGACUCCAUUGGCUCUUGCUCGAUUGACAUGGAGGCAUCGGUCGAGACAGCAGAGUGGUCAGAACAAUCAUCGACAGGGACCCUCCUAAGUACCAGCAUUCUAUCGAGCACUCCAGAACCUCACCUGCCAUCUUACCUGAGCCUUGCCUGUACAGUAAACGGAUACUCAACAAUAACCAACUACGACCCUGUACGAUUGUCAAAAUCCAGAGAUGCUUCACCCCAACGUCCAGACACAAAAAAUCUGACGCAACCAUACACGGUGUUAAACAACCUCCUAUCGCCCCCUAACCUAGUACCCCUCCCUAACAGAUCGAAAUUGACAGGUUCAAACAUGACAGAUCAGGAGUUUUACAGUACUACCAACACCAUCGAGUCUUACUGCAGUAAAGAGGCCAGAUACUCCAGUAAGUUCAUAUCGAAGGAUGCCGUGGACGUGUGUUACGAAAAGACUCACAAUUCUAUGAACGGAAAGUACAUUAGUUCGUUUGACAGUAAGGUGAUGAAAACGGUGAUACAGAAACAGACUUACGAAACCACAGAAACCAUAAAGGCCCAAAGCCAGGAGACGAAAUCGUUCAUACAGCAGAGAGUGGAGAGGCUAUAUGGGCCUGGGGCCCUUGCUCAAGGAUUUUUCGUGAAAAAACGCCAAAUAAGCCGGGUCUCGGAAUCUGAUAGCGAUAGGAAAGAUGACAGCUCGAAUGGAAAGCAUUCUGUGUCUAUGUCCGAUAAGUUGCUGGGUGACACCACAGAUGACGCUGCCUGUAUGAAACAAAGUACGAGUUCGCCCGUACUGCCUGUUUUGAGACAUCUGAGACCAGAGUUUAGAGCUCAAUUACCAAUUAUAAAUACCAGGAAGAUUAGCGAGCCUGGCAUGCCUAAAAGCAAUACAGUUCCUGUCCUUAAAGACGAAGUUAACGGCCAUUCCAAGGAGAACGGGAAGACCAUAGAAGUUGAAGUCAUAGAGAUUCUUGAUGAUUCGGUUACCGAUCGAGAAGAGGUAAAAGAUGGUCACUAUUUUCUCAAAAUCCUCGAGCAAGAAGCGACCAGAUUGCUACGAAUGGCCGAGGAGUGUGAAUCUGAACUUGAGAAGAAUCCUGGCUUGUCGGAAGACGCAAUUGGCUAUAUCAGAUCGACCUCGGGAAAGGCCAAACUUCUUGUGUCGCAGAAGAUGCAACAAUUCAAAGGCUUGUGCACUAAUAACAUCACUCAAAACAAAUUUAAAUCGCAAUACCUACUACGUGCAGAGGCUAGGUACAAAAUUUCGGAGAAGAUAUUUCUGAAGAUUAUUAUCCCUUUUUUGUAUCCAUUGAAAUUCAUGAUUGAAGGAGAAGCUUUCCCAACGACAAAUGAAGAUCUUCAAGGAUUUUGGGAUAUGGUUAUGCUUCAAGUGAAACAAGUUGACGCGUUAUUUGAAGAUAUAGAUAAAAUGAAGAAGAAUAAUUGGCAAGAGAUUGAACCAGAAAAACAAAUUAGAUCUGCAAAGAAUGGUACAAAACCGAAAAAAAUAAUUAAUCGCGCUGUGAAAAGUAAAGCAAGUACUGAGGAAGCUCAGAAACAACGAAUGGAGAGAGAAGCCGAAAGAAAACGACUGAUAGAGGAGAGAAGAAAAGCUAUGAAAGCAAAGUGUAAGCAGCAGGAAAAUAUCGAAAUAUAUGUGGCUGAAACUAGCUGAGACUUGCAACUAGAGCAGAAGUAGGUUAGAAAUCAAAAUAUUGACAAAUUUUUUGUACAUUCUAUUUGAUAAUAUAAUCCUGACGAUGCUGUUUAUUAUUCGAUUUAGAUGUGUUAAAGUUGUAUUUAAUGAAUUCUACAUGAAACUCUUUGAAUUUGAGAGAUGUUACUAUGCAAUAAUGCUGUGAAGUGUAGUUAUGGCUUCAGUCCUGUAUUUAUUCUCAUCAAGACUGAGUUUUUUUUUUUUAAUAUUUAAUCUUUAUCACCUCAUUACCAACAACAAACCAAAUACUGAAACGAAUCGAAUCUACAUUCCCAGUGAUGCUUUGACUGGAUGGUUAUUUUAAUGGCUUUCAUACUUUUAUAUUAAUCGUUAUAUUUAAUUGAGAAUCUAUGUUAAUAUGGAAUUUGUUGGAAAAUUUUUAAAUAAGCACUUUUAUAUAGAAUUUUUAAAAUAUUGUAAGCAAAACCAAAACCUUUAUUUAUUUUUGCAGCUCAUUUACGAACGACGUUCUUGUAUCUCUAAAAUUUUAAUAAAGUAUUUUAUACAGACAAUACACAAUAUCUGAAACUUU
Messenger RNA from Harmonia axyridis, 2749 nucleotides. RefSeq lists its product as uncharacterized. Gene Ontology annotation, biological process: signaling. The transcript has 7 exons. Lineage: Eukaryota; Metazoa; Arthropoda; Insecta; Coleoptera; Coccinellidae. The coding region runs from base 106 to 2175 and encodes 689 amino acids. Gene Ontology annotation, molecular function: molecular adaptor activity. The record is from RefSeq and is a predicted model, not a curated record. Gene Ontology annotation, cellular component: glutamatergic synapse; postsynaptic specialization.